AGUUUUGGUCACACUGUGUUUCUGCCAAAUGAAAAUUCUUUAAUAAAAAACUGCUUAACGAUGAACACAAAACAAUUAAUACAAUUGUUCUGCAGAUAAAAAAUACAGCUAGAGAACAACAAAUAACGUGCCCAGUUCCUACAGUGUGUGUGUGUUGUUACCAUUGUUAGCAGGCCAAAUGCUGAAUUUGCACACACACACACACAUAUGUUCAAUUCCGACAUCCAUACACAGAGCCAAAUGGACGCAUAUGUUUAGCAGCAACCGCAGCCGUUUUAUUGGAUGUGGCAGCCCAGUGGCAGGCAAACAACAAAAACAACAAAGCGCAGCAAAAGUUUUGAGGAAUGUUUAAUUAAAAGGGAGCAGAAAGACGAGCAACAAACACACACAAGAAAUGCAGUCAAAAAUGUGCUCAGCUUUAAUUUGCUGAGUGCGCUGUGUGGUCGGCAAAUAGCGACGAGCAGGGAGAAUAACAACAAAGAGGAGAAGCGAGAGGUGGAGCAGCGUGUGAAGAAGCAGAAGGAACUGAAAGAGGAGGAGCUGACGGAGCCCGCACAGAAAGAAUUUAAGGAGAAGCAGGAGGCGCAAAAGGAGAAUUGGGAGGAGCUGAAGUUGAAGCAACGGACAGAGAAGGGGCUGAAGGAGAAGGUGGAAGAGAAACAGAAGGGGCGCAAGGAAAAGGAGCAGCAGCUGAAGGAGGAGCAGUGGAAAGAGCAGAAGGAGCAGGUGAAACAGAAGCGGAAGAGUCAGAAGGAGCAAGAGCUGAAGGAGGAGCAGCUGCAGCAGGCGAAGACGGAACUGAAGGGAAAGGAAAAGAAGGAGCAGGAGUUAAAGGAGAAGGAACUGCGGAAGCAGGAGGAGCAACUGGAGCAGUUUAAAUCAUCUAAUCCUCAUCGAACCGUCUCAGAGCAGCACCCUUUCGAUGUGUUCUCCAUUCGCAGAGCAAGCAGAAAUCGGAACUGUUUUCAACCAACUCCUUUCUACAAUAAUUAUUUAAACUACAAGACGGCAACAGCAACAGGAAUAGCUAAAGAAACAGCUACAGGAAAGGGUUCAGCGACAGGAACAACUCCAGGAACGGUUUCAGCUUCAAAUUCGACUUCAGCUUGGACUUUAGAAACUGCUUCAGCUUUGGGAAUAGCUACAUCUACAGCUUCGACUACACCUUGGGCUACAGCUACAGCUUCCACAUUUGGAAGAGAUGCAAGUUCCGCUUCAGGUUUUGGUUCCCUUUCCACUUCGAUUACACUGCUCAAAUCGCAAUAUAAUCUGUUAAGUUUUGAGCCACAAUUGCGACGCAAUCGAAGCAGAAUUGGCGCUGAUUGCUCUACAAGUCGAUGUGGAACGCCAACUCCGUGUGAAUUUCUGGGAGAGAGCAAUAACUAUAGAAAUCUAAGCUUGUUUUUAGAGCAAAAAAAGCAGCAAAAAGAGGAGGAACAGGAGCAUCAAGUAGAGGAUAAAAAAAGAGAGCAAAAAGAGCAGAAGAAGCAGCAAAAAGCGGAGCAGAAGAAGGAGCAGCUGAAGCAGGAGCAAAAGAAGCAGCAAAACAGUGAGCAAAAAAGAGAACAGAAGCAGCUGGAACAAUUAUAUCUGGAACGGGAGCACUCCCUAAGCAGACAACAACGCCUGACGCGUUUCUAUCUCAGCGAUGACAGAGAUUAUUACAGACAAGAUCGCAAUAAAUCGAGAGCUGAUCAACAGCCCAAGUUGUCCUCAUUAAAAAGCCGCUCUUUAGAUAAUCCCUUGCGCAUCUGGCCCUUAAAUAAUCCCCAACACAAGGAGCAAAAUUUAAUUUGCUUAACCAAACCAAGACUGUUAAUUGAGAGCCUCGAAUUGGAGCAAAAACAGGCAGCGCGGCAAUGGUGGCGACAACAAAGUUCUAACAAAUCUUCGGAGAAUUUAAAAGAGUGGCGAAACAAACAAACUGAGUUCAAUUUGAGUGAAUUAUGCGCCCAGCAAAAUUGCCAGAGUCAUGCGCCAAAAAUUGAUAACUUGUCUCUGGUGUUGGAGUCACAUAAAAUCGGUUAUUUAAAUAAAGUCCAAAAGUCGCCGAGCUUAUUAGGAAUGUCCCUGGCAACAGCCGCGGCAAACUCCAGUCGCGAGGAGCAAUUGAAAGCCAUAAAUCUGGGGCACAAUUUGAAUUCAAAUAACAAUCACCUUAAUAAUAAUCUAGCGCAUUUCGAUUAUAAGCUCAAGUUAAAUAAUAAUAUAAUGGUUGGCUCUUCUCAACCCAAGGCGCAUUCAACGCAUCCCAUUCGUGAUGCGAGCACUUUUACGGCGGCCGAUAUGCAGCCGGAACAGCUAAAAUUAACCUCAGCUUCAUCCGCUUUAUCCUCCUCAACAACAAUUUCCACUCAAAAUCCAGCGAAAAGCGUUGAAAAUUGUUCGACUGGAGGUGGCGCCUUAUUUUUUAGCAGCAGUUUCAAUUCUGGCCCUGGCGUUUUUCAGGAGCGCCACAAAAUGUUAACGCAAACAGCGGAGCUUAACAGCUGCUGUGGCAAUGUUAAUGUUAAUAAUAUUUUGCAACAAACGCAGCAGCAACAACAGGAAUUGCAACAUGAUUCUAGCUUAGAUGGCUGCGGCAUCUCCAGAACUAUUCAAGCGAGCUCUCUGCCCAAUGUCACCUUGGAAGUUUCGCCCACAUCGCUCUCGUUAAAUGCAGCCGUCGUCGAUUCGCUGGCCUUAGUUUCGCAAAAUCAAACGAAAUCGGAACAUUUUACAUUUCACGAUCAAAUAAUAAUGUCGGGUCAGCAGAAGAGUGCGCUGCAGGAUAAACCCAAAGCAUUGGUUGUCUCACCCCAGCAAGUGAUGAUACUCUAUAUGCACAAGCUAACCCCCUACGAGAGGACAGAGAUCCUGGCAUAUCCCCAAAUUUAUUUCAUAGGCGCCAAUGCUAAGAAGAGGCCCGGCAUUUAUGGGCCCAAUAAUUCCGAUUAUGAUAAUGAACAGGGUGCCUAUAUACACAUACCCCACGAUCAUGUCGCCUAUCGCUACGAAAUGCUGAAAAUAAUUGGCAAGGGAAGUUUUGGGCAGGUGAUCAAAGCCUACGAUCAUAAAACCCAUGAACAUGUUGCCCUAAAAAUUGUGCGAAAUGAGAAACGAUUUCAUCGGCAAGCGCAGGAAGAAAUCCGCAUUUUACAUCAUUUGCGGCAUCAUGAUAAAUACAAUACGAUGAAUAUCAUACAUAUGUAUGAUUAUUUCACAUUUCGCAAUCACACCUGCAUCACUUUCGAGCUGCUUAGCAUCAAUCUCUAUGAGCUGAUCAAGAAGAACGGGUUUAAGGGUUUCAGUUUGCAGCUGGUGCGCAAAUUUGCGCAUUCACUCUUACAGUGUCUGGAUGCACUCUAUAAGAACGAGAUUAUCCACUGUGAUAUGAAGCCGGAGAAUGUCCUCCUCAAGCAACAAGGUCGAUCGGGCAUUAAGGUCAUCGACUUUGGUUCAUCUUGCUUUGAGAGUCAGCGUGUCUAUACGUAUAUACAAUCUCGAUUCUAUCGAGCGCCCGAAGUGAUAUUGGGCGCCAAAUACGGGCGGGCAAUUGAUAUGUGGUCCCUCGGCUGCAUACUGGCGGAGCUGCUCUCCGGCCACGCCCUCUUCCCGGGCGAAAACGAAAGCGAUCAAUUGGCGUGCAUCAUCGAAGUGUUGGGUAUGCCCAGCAAAUCCCUGCUAGCCAGUUCGAAGCGAGCGAAAACCUUCUUCAGCCCGAAGGGCUAUCCACGGUAUUGCACGGUGCGCACUAUGUCCGAUGGCAUGGUCGUCCUCAUUGGCGGCCAGUCGAGGCGUGGCAAGCCACGUGGUCCGCCCUGCUCGAAGAGUCUCUCCAAGGCGCUUGAAGGCUGCAAGGAUCCACUAUUUCUCAACUUUAUACGCGGCUGCCUGGAGUGGGAUACGGAGAAGCGCUUGACGCCAUCGGAGGCGUUGAAACAUCCCUGGCUGCGUCGCCGUCUGCCCAGGCCACCCAGUAGUUCCAGUGGAGGCGGUGGAGGAUUAGCUGGAGGCGGCUCAAAUAGCUUGAGUUGCGGUGGCGGUAGCUCUGCGGGCAUUGGCAGCAUUAGCGGCGAUCAGUCACCAGUCACGGGCCUAAAUACCAAUUGUAGCCAUGAGGCAGCCACAACCUCGUCAGCUGCCUCCGAGCGCGAUAACAGUAAUUGCAGCGGACGCGUCAAUCACAUUGGACUCGUUGGUUCCGAUUUUAAGUAUAAUAAUAGCGGCAAUCUCUGUGCGGCAACUGCUUCACCUGCCGCUGUUCCUGUGGAUCUGCUGGCGGACAUCAUCAGCAAGACGAGCGUCAAGUGUGGCAACCUUGAACAACAGGCUGUGGAGAGUGGAUGUGGCAGUGGCAGUGGCAGCAGUGGCAACAAUAAUAUUGCAAAAACAGCAACUACAAUGGCCAGAUUUGGAGCCGCUGAACAUCUGCCCAGCGCAACUGGCACCAAUUCGCCACAGUUUCUAUCAUCGACAGCAAUAAUUCGCAGCAAAUCGCAGGCUUUGCACGAUAUCGAUUGCUAUAUGCGCACACACAAAAGUUGAAAUCGACAUCCAAGGACAUUUAGCUAAAUUUAACGCAAGCAACUAAAAUAUUUAUAUAUUUAGGGCAGUCCCGUUUUGUUGUUAUGUAUAUAUAUUCGUUAUAUAUAUAUAUAUAUAUAUAUAUAUAUAUGGCAACAACACACUGCCAAAUACAAGUGAUAGACUAAUAUUUGGUUAUCGAUUAUUAUCGAUUUACGUAACCCCCUAUUAAAAUUAGGCGCUAGGCUGAGCACAUCCUCUUCCUGGAACUAACACGCACGCACAGGAGGCAAAGAUCUCAAGGCAGGCUAGAGCAAAAAAUAUUUAAAAAAAAAACUAAAAUAAUUUAAAUAGUGGCAUUAAAAACAAUAUAAACAAUAUGAUUAAUUCAACGCUUGCAUUUAAUCAUUAACUAAUUAGGCAUUUCUUCGGAGACUUAAUAUAAAUAUAAUAAUAUAAAAAAUAUAUAAAUAUAAAAUACAUGCAUCAAACAAUU
Molecule: messenger RNA, 5002 nt
Organism: Drosophila grimshawi
Lineage: Eukaryota; Metazoa; Arthropoda; Insecta; Diptera; Drosophilidae
Gene: Dyrk3
Exons: 6
Coding region: 283-4527 (1414 amino acids)
Biological process (GO): peptidyl-serine phosphorylation; peptidyl-threonine phosphorylation
Cellular component (GO): nucleus
Molecular function (GO): protein serine/threonine/tyrosine kinase activity; ATP binding; protein serine/threonine kinase activity
Source: RefSeq, a predicted model, not a curated record